This is a messenger RNA of Brienomyrus brachyistius, 2539 nucleotides long. RefSeq lists its product as uncharacterized. Lineage: Eukaryota; Metazoa; Chordata; Actinopteri; Osteoglossiformes; Mormyridae. The record is from RefSeq and is a predicted model, not a curated record. The coding region runs from base 258 to 932 and encodes 224 amino acids. The transcript has a single exon.
GGGGGGGGGGGGGUGACCAAUGACAGUUUGAUGAUCGUUGCUGUAAUUGGUCCUACCUUGUUGCCAAGCCAUUUCCAAAAUAAAGAAGUGUGUGUUUAUGUCCAGGGGAGUCGGGGGGGGGGGGGAGUGACCAAUGACAGUUUGGUGAUCGUUGCUGUAAUUGGUCUUACUUUGUUGCCAAGCUGUUUCCAAAACAAAGAAGUGUGUGCUUAUUAUCUGGCACGAACCCUGAGGAGAGGGUUACUUGGAAUUCAAUCAUGGCAAGGUACAGUGCUCAGGAGGUCGUCGACUUCGUUACGGGUGAGGAAACCAGCAGCUCCGAUGAGGAUAGUGUACAGCCCAGCAGUACAACACAGGAGGUUGAAGAGAUCUGCGCCGAGGACGAGAUCUUUCCCUCCCGCAAAAGUGAAAUAACAUGGACAACCAGAGCAGAAGAUCGUGCUGCAGGUAGACUGCCAGCACGACACAUCCUGAGGACACCUCCAGGACCAACGAGGCAGUGCGUGUCACAGGCAGGGGACAUUAUAUCUGCCUUCAAAGCUUUCCUGCCUAGAUCAAUAGAGAGCAUCGUUGUCAGCAUGACAAAUAUAGAAGGCAGAAAGAGGUUUACUAGCAGCUGGGUGGACAUGACAACUGUUGAAUUGGAUGCCUUCAUCGGCGUCUGCAUUCUAGCAGGCGUAUUCAAGUCCAAAGGAGAGUCCGUCGCCAGCCUUUGGGAAUCGAAAUUUGGGAGACCAAUCUUCCCAGCGAUCAUGAGCAGGGUGCGGUUUGAGCAGCUGACAGUGGCCCUAAGGUUUGACGACAAAGGAUCGUGGGCAAGUAGAAGAACGGGUGACAAGCUUGCACUUAUCAGAGACAUCUGGGACCUGAGGUCAGGAAAUCUCCCGGCGAUGUACAAUCUUGGCAAGUACGACAAUCUUGGUACGACUUGACAGUGGACGAGCGCCUGGUACCAUUCAAAGGUACGUAAAAUGUGUUAUUUUUUAUUACCGAUCUACAGUUAUUAUAUAUACAUUGCUUCAAGUUUAUUGUUCAAAUAUAGAUCUCAUGUUCAUUAGCAAUGAAUCGUAAUGUAUCAUUGAUUUCGACCAGUUACCUUUUUCAUGAUUUGUGCCCGAGUAGUUAGGAGUUAGAUUGUAACGGGUUACCUAAAAAUGUGUACGUUGUAUCCGAUUGCUUCAUUUGACAUCAAAUUGAUAUUCCCCCGAUGCGUCCUUGCAGGACGCUGCUCCUUCAGGCAAUAUAUGCCUCGCAAGCCCGGGAGGUACGGACAAAAAAUCUGGGCGCUGUGCGACACCAGGCCAAGCUACUGCUGGCGAGUGAAGCUGUACACGUGAAAGCCUCCGGAGGAGGCACGGGAGGUCGAUUUGGGUACAAAAGUGGUGUUGGAACUGUCUGAGGGGCUGAGGGGGCACACCAUCACUCUUGAUAAUUUUUUCACCUCCUUCAGUCUGGGACAGGAGCUCCUCAAGCGCAACAUGACAAUGGUAGGCACUGUGCGCUGAAAUCAUCCAGAGCUGCCGCCUGCCCUGCUAGCAGCUAAGGGCAGGCUUGUACACUCUUCAAAGUUCGCAUUUUCCCAAGGCACCACACUGGUGUCUUACAUGCCAAAAAAAAACAAAAACGUGAUUCUAAUGAGCACGUUCCACACCAAGCCAAAUAUAAGCCAACGGCAAGACAAAAAGCCAGAAAUGAUAAUGUUUUACAACAAAACGAAGGCAGGGGUUGACACCAUGGACCAGCUCAUUUCCAACUAUUCGUGCAGAAGGAAAACCCCUCGCUGGCCCCUUGCAACGUUUUACAAUAUGCUGGACAUUUCGGUACACGAUGCCUACUUCGUGUGGCGGGAGGUCAAUCCUUGAUGGAGGACAGGAUCGAAAAGGAGGCGCAGGGUAUUCCUGCAAGAGCUAGUCAAAGCCCUAAUCGCUCCCACUGUUCUGCAGCGAACGCGUCUUCCUCGAGGGCCCUUUGCUGCAGCGGCGGUGAAAUCGUUUAGGGACACCCAGCCCGGUCCAGUCCCGCCUCCCCCGGAAGCGAAAUCUAAGAGAGAGAAUUGCAGCCUGUGCCAUUAUUCUGCUGACCGCAAAACGAACGCGCUGUGUCGCCAGUGUGGGGCACAAGUGUGGAAAGAGCAUUAUAGCAUUUUCUGUAAAAAAUGCAAACCAUAAACUGUAAAUAAUAAUCACUGUAAAUAGUUUAGUUUUAUUAUUCAUAGUGUUAUAGUGUAUGUUGUAGUUGAAGAUUGUUUGCCGCACUUGUUUGUGUUUUGUGUUCCCCUGUGUUCCUCUUUUCCUGUUUUAAGAAUUUAAACUUUUCCCGUUUGUUUCAAGAAUUGUAUUUACCUCUUUCUGUGUUCUGUGUUCCCAUUUUACCUGCAAUUAUCUCAUCAAUCUAAUUCAGCACUUUUAUGUAACCAUACUUUUGUUCUGUGUUCCCGUUUUACCCGCAAUCGUGUGUUCUCUGGUUCUGUAAUUGUUUUUUUGUUUUCUAAAAUGUAUUUCACAAGGUUCAUGUCUUUUUAUAAAGUUUCAUCCCUUUA